Messenger RNA from Suillus fuscotomentosus, 2277 nucleotides. RefSeq lists its product as uncharacterized. The coding region runs from base 1 to 2277 and encodes 758 amino acids. The record is from RefSeq and is a predicted model, not a curated record. The transcript is spliced from 15 exons. Lineage: Eukaryota; Fungi; Basidiomycota; Agaricomycetes; Boletales; Suillaceae.
AUGCUAAUGUUGGUCAACUCCAUACCAAGUGUCGAUGACAAUGCCUGUAUCUACAAUAUCCAUUGUCCUGGCUUGCAAUUUUUCGCUGGUGCGCCCACCGUUUGCGUGUCAUUUGUGGGGUAUCUGUGGAUAGGCGCGCAGCCCAUGCUUUAUCCUCUCUAUUGUCCGCCUACUGAUCUGGAUAAUCUCAAACAAAAUCUGUCACUGUUUGCUUAUCUGCAUGCUCCUAUGAGUCAUGGCACACCAUAUGAGCGAGAGGGCAAGGAUGUUCCUGUAUUUGUCUUAGCUCUGCCUGAAAUCAUGCCGUUUCUCAAUUUGCCAUGGUUACGAGGAAAAUUUUCCUCCGACAGCAGCCGUAUACGGUGUAUACGAUCAUUUCUCCAGACUACAUGGGUAGGUUCAUCAACCAUCGACUCAUCAGUGACCAGAACCAGGGCUCUUCCCUGUAUCAAGAAAGAGACAGCCAGGCACAGCCUCCAAAGAAUCAUGACAACCUGUCCCAACUGGCGAAGGGGUCUGGCAUACCUACGCAUCCUCACGAGGGUUAAUGUGUGUUGUGGACACUCCGGCAACCCACAUAUUCUCGUAACUGUGGAUUAUGCUGACCGUAGACGCGAGUUACUCAGAAGCUGCUGGCCUCAAGCCCUCAUUCGGGCAAAUAUCGCAUCUGAGAAUUUAGAAACAGUCCUCACCAGAGACACCCAGGUUCCGAUGUCGGAGUCCGCAGUAUUGGCGCUCGCUCUUCCGUGGUUGAGCCAGUUCAUGUAUGACAAUAGAAGAGUAGCUGUCCGCUCCAUGGACGACAGUCGCAUCUUUGGCUUAGGCAACUUCUUUGGGUUGGCUCAAAGACACUGCAUUGUGGACUUGCUGCAAAUGUUCAUACACCCUUAUGCUCAUUCGUUACCACUCAGCGUCAAUUCCUUUGUGAAAUUCCUGGAGAACCAGAUGGCGAAGGAAUUAGCAUAUCAUGUUAUAUUUCGAACCACGGCCACAUGCCGCGUUCGUCUCACCCUCGCUGAUUUGGAGCCACAAAUUUUCAGGAAUGCUACAAAUACGCCAGUUGAUACACUGGCGUUGAUGGGGUCUUGCUGUUAUCAAGCACUGCUGGCAAGACUCAUAGCCAUUUGGGGCACAGUUGACGUCAUGCCAGACUAUCCAUCUGCGAGCCAAGUCCAUGGGGAACUCCGCGAGACAGCUAUCAUGCUGAUCCUGCAGGUUGAGGACCCGCAGUACGUGCCCUUCAUGGGCAAACUAGGAGAGCUGUGCACAAUCACCUCCCCUUUUCUUUCUACAUAUGAUACAUCUUCAAAGACUCAUUUUCUUGGAAUGGAACAAACCGAGACAGCUCUCAUAUCUUGGCUUCAGAAACAGGACCGCAACAGUCUUCUGGCUUCUCUCUACAUCACAGCUUCGGUACUCUUUGGAUGGGUCGAUACCCACGAUCUUAUAGUUCUCCUGGAUGUGAGUCUCAGGGAGGUUGCCAUGCAGACACAACUUCAGCAAGAAGAGGAGAGGAGCUGUGCGGCAUUCCGUUCUCGAGGGGGGUGUUUGAUGGAGCAUAGAAUACAUCGAGCUCAGAUGGAAGUUUCGUUAUUUAGUAAUGCUAUUGCAAACCUGUCUGAAGAGAUGGAAACCAGAUUCUCGAUUGGCUCCAAUAAGCUAGGAUCCACAGUGAAGGAUGUCGCGUAUGCGGGAGCAUGCGCGGUGCCCAGCUCGAUAAUGUUCGAUCAGUGUCGACCUAUGAAGGCCAUUCAAGAUAAAUGCAAUGCAUGGCUUAUCAUGACAUCGCAUUUUCAAGGUAUCGUAGGGCCUGAUUCUCAUGCAAACCGAACGUUGUUUGGUUUCCCACAAACCAUAGACGACGAUCCUUAUCUUUAUGAAUCCUUCCAAGGGCUGGACGAUCAAUUUCUUUCCUUACCUCGUUUGUUGAGGACUUGGGUUGAUAAUAUGACAUAUCAUGCAUACAUGAGCGCGUCCUUUGCAGAAAGCGGAUCCCUACACAUCGACACUAGCGACGACUUUCAACCAAUGAAGUCCAAGACUACGGAUAUUCUCAAGUCCGAUAUGCAUAUCCUGGGCUUGAAGAAGCAGCGUGCACAGGCCGAAGUGGACAUGUUUUCUGAAGCCCUGGCAUGUAUUGCUGAGUUCGAGGGUACCGAUGACGGCACACCUCCCAGGAGUGCCGUCACACAUGCGUCACUUACAUCUGACGACGAAUGCCUUGAUGAUUGUUUUUCAAUCUCAUACACCUCUUCUUAUGGCUCUAUAAUCAUGUAA